This is a messenger RNA of Kazachstania africana CBS 2517, 639 nucleotides long. It is a transcript of the gene SFM1, whose product is annotated as protein-arginine N-methyltransferase SFM1. Gene Ontology annotation, molecular function: protein-arginine omega-N monomethyltransferase activity. The record is from RefSeq and is a predicted model, not a curated record. The transcript has a single exon. The coding region runs from base 1 to 639 and encodes 212 amino acids. Gene Ontology annotation, biological process: peptidyl-arginine methylation. Lineage: Eukaryota; Fungi; Ascomycota; Saccharomycetes; Saccharomycetales; Saccharomycetaceae.
AUGAAGUACAUCAUUGAGCAUAUGGACGAAGGUUUCAGCGAAUGGGUUAUUCUGGAGUAUUCCCAAAUAAUAAGAGAUGUUGGUGCUAAAAAUUUAAUCUUAUCUUCUCUACCUGAAAGUACUACCGAGAAGGACAUCCCAGAAAAGCUGCUAUCACUAGGUUUACAAUGGACAACUAAGGACCUUAGACACGUUGAGAAGGACUUCGCAACUUUGAAGCCAAUGGAACAUGGAAGGGUUUGUCUUUUAGAUCCAAGAGCCACUUCAGAUUUGCAACCUGCAGAAGUAAAUGAUUUUGAUUACUUCGUUUUCGGUGGCAUUCUUGGAGAUCAUCCACCAAGAGAUCGUACAAGCGAGUUAAAGAGGCAAUAUCCAGAACUUUUAGUGGGAAGAAGACUUGGAGACAAACAAAUGACCACCGAUACUGCUGUGAGAACCACACAACUUAUAGUGAAGAAGGGGAUCAACUUUGAAAAUAUCAAAUUCAUAGACUAUCCAGAAUUCAGGUUCAACAAGUAUGAAGCAACCGAAAUGCCAUUUAGAUACGUUCUCGAUUCCAAUAAUAAGCCAAUACUACCGGAAGGAAUGCUCGAGCUAAUAAAGAGGGAUUCUGCCCAAACUUUAGAUGACUUAUUAUAA